Lathyrus oleraceus (garden pea) is the source of this 2694-nucleotide messenger RNA. RefSeq lists its product as uncharacterized. Bases 415 to 2382 code for a protein of 655 amino acids. The record is from RefSeq and is a predicted model, not a curated record. Lineage: Eukaryota; Viridiplantae; Streptophyta; Magnoliopsida; Fabales; Fabaceae. The transcript has 7 exons.
AUGAAAACAAAAAGGUUAGAAGGCGAAAGAAACAGAAAGAAAGAGGUUAGAGAAAGAGAAAGGCAAAGAGCAUUUCAAAACUUCAAACUCUCACAAUUUUUCACAGAGAGAGGGCUUUUCAACGUUCAACCCUCUCUUUGUUUUCUACGUUCGUUCACACUGAAACCCUAGCGUCGUCGUUCUCACCUAGUUCCGGCAAUCAUUCCGGCAAUACUAAUACACCGCCGCCGCCGGUCGGGAAUAGAUGAGUCCCCGUCAGAGAACACUCUGUACUAUCAAUUUAGCUAAGCUAGGGUUUCAGUUCCUUAACGAUUUCAGAGAUCUCUCAACUAAUUAACCGAUUUUUUUUUAAAUUAAGCAUCGUAACUGCCGCCGAACGUGGAAACCGUUACGGUUAACGGAUCGUUAUUUGUGAUGGCGAGGGGAGGACAGUGUUUCGAGAAGCUUCGGAGGUGUGUUCGGACGGUUUUUUUCGUGGCGGCAUUGGUGGUGUCGCUACUGGUUACGUCGUUGCCGGUGGUUGUGGCGGUUCUUGAUGUGGUUGUUCCUUGCGUUUUGAUUUCGAGGUUUACGUGUGUUGGAUGCUACAGUUUCAAAGAGCAUUUGAUUCGAUACUCUUUUAAGAGUUCCUUGACGGAUAUUCCUCUCGUUUCCAUUAUAAGAUCCUUCAUCAUUAUCUGUGUUUAUUCAAUUUGUGAUGGUCCUGCUCUUUCACAUGGUCCUUAUCUUGGAACAGUGACUCUGUCUUCCUUUGUUUCAAUUGUCGUCCUUUCAGUCAAAGCUUGUGUUUUCACUGUUAAUUCUCAGAUUGAAGAGGAAGCUUCUGUAUCCAUUGCAAGGAAGAUACUCCGUUUGAAAAAGUCAUGGGGAAUGCCUGUCUUAUUUCUCUCGUCAGUUGUGUUUGCCCUCGGCCAUAGCGUGGUUGCUUACAGGACCAGCUGCAGAGCAAGGAGAAAGCUCAUGUUUCAUCGAGUUGACCCGGAAGCUGUCCUUUCGUGCAAAAGUGUUUUCUCUAGCUAUCAGAAAGCCCCACGCUCACCUAUUCCUUCUGGGGGGAGAACCCCAAAAAGUGACAGUGAAAUGAAGCGGAGACCCUUUGGAGCAGCUCGUGAUGAAGAAGUAUCAGUUAGAUUACUUGCAGACUCUGACAGCUUAUUCAUCACCUCCCAAGGUCUUACUCUCCACUACAAGCUAAGCCUGCCUAGGUCACCUCCUUCACUUAGCUUGUCCUCAUCAUCCUUUGUUGAAUCCAGCUCUGUUUGUUUCACUUCACCGAUGUCUGCGGGACUAUCAAAAUUUAAUAGGCAAUUGCCGUACGUGUCUUCCAAAAUCCAGCGACCACUCUACAGGACAUAUAGCAAUCAAUUACACGACCCGUCUUCUUUAUAUGCUCCUCUUUUAGAUGGUCCAGUAACGUCUCCUCUUCUCUCAGAAGAUGUCCCUGUUUUUCAUCUAGAUGAAAUUCGUGAAGGUGAUGAAACAGUUAAAUCAGAUAUCAUGUCUUUGGAUAAAAAAGCAGAGGGCAUGAGUCAAAUGGGUAUUGUUCUAAUACAUGGUUUUGGUGGAGGAGUCUUCUCUUGGCGGCACGUAAUGAAUUCUCUCGCUCGGCAGAGUAAUUGCUCGGUUGCUGCAUUUGAUAGGCCUGGUUGGGGAUUGACUUCAAGGCUGAGACGGGAGGACUGGGAGAAAACAGAACUGCCUAAUCCUUAUAAACUUGAAAAUCAGGUUGACCUGCUCUUGUCUUUCUGUUCGGAGAUUGGAUUUUCUUCAGUUGUGCUAGUUGGUCAUGAUGAUGGAGGGCUGCUUGCUUUGAUGGCUGCACAAAGAGUUCAAAGGUCAAUGAAUUCUUUCAAUGUUACAGUGAAAGGGGUUGUAUUGGUAAAUGUUAGCUUGUCUAGGGAAGUAGUUCCUUCAUUUGCCAGAAUCCUUCUGCACACCUCACUUGGAAAGAAGCAUUUGGUUCGGCCAUUGCUAAGAACAGAAAUCACUCAAGUAAUCAAUCGGCGUUCAUGGUAUGAUGCUACCAAACUGACAACGGAAGUUUUGAGUCUUUAUAAGGCUCCACUAUACGUAGAAGGAUGGGAUGAAGCAGUUCAUGAAAUUGGCAAAUUGUCAUCUGAAAACAUCCUUUCUGCAAAAAAUGCAGAAUCAUUGCUACACGAUGUAAAGGAUAUUUCAUUGUUGGUCAUAGCUGGUGCAGAAGAUUCACUAGUUUCUCUGAAAUCUUGUCAAACGAUGGCGUCAAAAUUUGUGAAUUCUAGACUGGUUGCAAUCUCAGGAUGUGGCCAUCUACCCCAUGAAGAAUGUCCUAAAGCGUUGCUUGCUGCAGUAUUACCCUUCAUCGGUAAACUAUGCUCUGUAUAUAACUCGGAUAGUCAGUAGGUCAUCUUUUUCCAACUUCAUACAUAGAUCAAUCCAUUGUAGGGUGCUUUUCCUUUCUCCGAUCAUUCUCUGGAUUUCCUCUUUCCUUUCUUUGCUUUGUAUGCAAUUUUACUUCAAGAGAAAGAUCAAAGCAUCACCUCUUUUCUUGGGUAUUUUGAUGUGCCAGUUUUUUAAAACCUUUUAUCUCUUUUAGAUGUCAAUAGUUGAGCACUGCUUGUCGCUUCCCACUAAAAGAAAAUGGGAAGUAGAUGUCAUAAGUUGUAAAUUUAUCAUGAGAUUGAUGAUGAAUAUAAUUUGGGAGGGUUGUUUCUA